Fonsecaea nubica is the source of this 960-nucleotide messenger RNA. RefSeq lists its product as hypothetical. Lineage: Eukaryota; Fungi; Ascomycota; Eurotiomycetes; Chaetothyriales; Herpotrichiellaceae. Gene Ontology annotation, molecular function: 4-hydroxy-tetrahydrodipicolinate synthase activity. The coding region runs from base 1 to 960 and encodes 319 amino acids. The transcript has a single exon. The record is from RefSeq and is a predicted model, not a curated record.
AUGAACGGCCACCACACAGUGAGACCGCUGAGACCGGGCAUCAAUGUGCCUAUGGUCACCAUCUUCGACCCAGAAACUGAAGAUGUCGACGUCAAGGCGAUCGCAAAGCACGCCGUCAGACUUGCCAAAGCUGGUCUCUCUAGCAUUACCUGUCAAGGGUCGAAUGGAGAAGCAGUACAUCUCACCAGGGAGGAGCGGAUACUGGUGACGAGCACGACCCGCAAAGCGCUGGACGAAGCUGGCUUCUCAGAUAUGCCCAUUGUCGUUGGUUGUGGAGCUCAGUCGGUGCGGGAGACGGUCGAGUUCUGCCGGGAUGCGUAUCAGGCUGGCGGUGAUUGUGCUCUGGUUUUGCCCCCUUCAUACUAUAAGUCGGCAUACAAGCCAGAGUCGUUUGUCGAGUACUUUCAAGCUGUUGCGGAUGGCUCACCAAUCCCUAUCGUCAUCUACAACUAUCCCGGAGCAGCAGCCGGGGUGGAUCUCGACUCGGACACCAUUAUCAAGUUGGCCAAGCACCCCAACAUCCGUGGCUGCAAGCUCACUUGUGGCAACACUGGCAAAUUGAACCGGAUUGCUCAUGCGGUCAAUGCCGCCACACCCACCGACGUCGGAUCAGGCUGGAUGUGCAUGGGUGGCUCGGCGGACUUCACUCUUCAGACCCUGAUUGCGGGCGGGUCAGGGAUUAUAACUGGGCUAGGGAACGUUGUGCCCAAGGCUUGUGUGAAGGUCUACGACCUGUAUGCACAGGGAAAGGUGGAGGAAGCUCAGAAGCUGCAAGCAGUUGUAGCGCGAGGCGAUUGGGGAGUGAUCGCUGGCGGCAUCACGGGCACCAAGAGUGCGAUGCAGUCAUACUUUGGAUAUGGGGGCUACACCCGGCGGCCACUACCUAGACCGACCAAGGAGGAAGUGGCCAAGUGGGAGGAGAUGUUGAAGGAGGCUGUUGAGCUCGAGAACUCUCUGUGA